This is a messenger RNA of Arachis ipaensis, 593 nucleotides long. NCBI's taxonomy places the organism in Eukaryota, Viridiplantae, Streptophyta, Magnoliopsida, Fabales, Fabaceae. The record is from RefSeq and is a predicted model, not a curated record.
UUGAGGGGCUGUCUUGGUUUUGAAUAAAUAGCUUUGGUCGUUACGUGGAAAUCGGCCAAGGGACCAGAUGUCGACUCGCGGACGCGGUCGCGGGCGAGGUAGAGGUAGGACAGGCACCGUUACUCCUGCCCCCACAGGGACUGAUCCAGUAGACUUUAUAGCUGCUCUGGGAAAUAUAGCUGCAGCUAUGCAGGCGACAGCCAAGGCACUGGGUAAUCAGAUAAACCAGGGUAAUCAUGGGAACAAUAAUGAUGAGGACGGUCCUAUGACACUUGCUACAUUUCUGAAAGUUCGCCCUCCAACCUUUAGGGGAACCUCAAAUCCCACUGAUGCAGAUAAUUGGAUUCAGGCUAUAGAAAGGGCGUUACUGGCACAACAGGUUCCUGAAGAGCAAUGGGUUGAAUUUGGAACUUAUCAGUUGCAAGGUGAAGCUCAGUAUUGGUGGCAGGGAACCCGACGUAUCCUGCAGCCUGAUGGUGCUGCGAUUCCUUGGGAGGUUUUCCGAACAGAAUUUUAUAAGAAAUACUUUCCUAAUUCAGCCAGAAAUGCCAAGGAACUUGAAUUAAUGCAGUUAAAGUAGGGACAAAUGACUG